UUAGGGUUUAUGGCGCGGACAGGGAAGAAGCGAAGGCCGGCGGCGGUCAGGCGAAAUGUGGCGGCUCCAUCGGCCCCGCCCGCCCCUGUUCCAAAGGUAUGGCGUCCUGGAGUUGAUACGCUGGAAAAGGACGAGGAAUUGCAAUUCGAUCCAUCUACUUAUGACUGCCUUCACGCAUUUCACUUGGGAUGGCCGUGUUUGAGCUUUGACAUCGUGAGAGAUACACUGGGAGCUUUGCGACAUGAAUUUCCUCACACGAUGUUUUGCGUGGCCGGAACACAGGCAGAUGCGUCGACCAGCAACACAAUUGCCAUCGUGAAGCUGUCCAACUUGACUGGAAAGAAACGAUCGCCCAACGCUGUUCCCAACGACGAGAGUGGAAGCGAGAGUGACGAUAGCGAGGAUGAACAAGACCAAGAAACGCCAACGCCCGCACCAGACGAGUCGAGUAAAAUUCCUAAGCUGGAGGAACGAAUGGUGCCUCACCAGGGGUGUGUGAAUCGCAUCCGAUCCAUGCCACAACAACCUCAUAUUGUUGCAUCAUGGUCUGCUGAAGGCUUUGUCCAGAUGUGGGACUUUUCGUCCCAACUUAAUGCUGUAGCUACAAACAAUGACGCUGGAAGCAGCAAACGUACCUCCCAUCCUCCUCUUCAAAUAUGUAAAGCGCAUAAAGAUGAAGGUUUUGCCAUGGAUUGGAGCCCGAUGACUCCCGGACGUUUCCUUUCUGGGGAUUGCAAGGGAGUGAUCCAUUUCUGGGAGCCGAUGCCUGGGGGAAGAUGGAACGUGGGGAACGCGCAUUGCCUUGGACAUAGUGGCAGUGUCGAGGACUUACAGUGGAGUCCUUCAGAGGAAAAUGUGUUUGCUUCUUGCUCAGUAGACAAAACCAUUGGGAUUUGGGAUUUACGAUCUCGAAGAAAAGAGCUGUCUGUAAAAGCUCAUGACACAGACGUUAACGUCAUCUCCUGGAACAAAAACAAGUCGGCAUCCUGCCUACUAGCGUCAGGAAGUGACAAUGGUCUCUUCCGCGUGUGGGAUCUCCGGGCGUUCAAAGAAGAUUCCGCCGUGGCGCAUUUCACGCACCAUAGUUCGUAUAUCACGUCGAUCGAAUGGAGCCCCCACGAAGAGUCCACUCUGGCUGUGGCCUCUGCGGACAACCAGCUAACUAUCUGGGACGUAGCGCUGGAGCGUGAUACCGAGGAAGAGGCUCAAUACCAAAUGGAGCUGGGACAGGAGCAAGCGGCGGCUCCAGAGAACUUGCCGGCCCAACUGCUUUUCGUUCACCAGGGACAGAAGGAUAUGAAGGAAGUGCACUGGCAUCCUCAAAUUCACGGGCUUUUGGUUUCUACCGCUGGCGAUGGCUUUAACGUGUUCCGGCCUUGCAACUUGUAGAUCCAUCAGCUAGGCCUUUGUCUUUUGGUUAGGGUCGUGUGAGCAUUUACAUGCAGACGUGCUUUCAAAAUUUACGCUGUGCUUACUCGUUUUCACAACAUAGCUUUCUCUAUGCUAUUGAAGUCCUUGGAAAUUGUAUCAGUUUGGUUGGCGUGGCUAGCUCGCAGGGAGGAGACACGCACAUCAUUUACUUUAGACAUAUUGACAAGUCGUACUACGCUGUUUUGGAGAAAGUUCUUCUAGAAUUCAAUGCCCAGAUAAUUUCAUUU
This is a messenger RNA of Selaginella moellendorffii, 1658 nucleotides long. Its product is annotated as glutamate-rich WD repeat-containing protein 1. The transcript has 13 exons. The record is from RefSeq and is a predicted model, not a curated record. Gene Ontology annotation, molecular function: protein binding. Lineage: Eukaryota; Viridiplantae; Streptophyta; Lycopodiopsida; Selaginellales; Selaginellaceae. The coding region runs from base 10 to 1389 and encodes 459 amino acids.